CUACCUAACCCUCAAAUUCAAACUACAGAUGUCCGUCAGUCUCUACUUAGAUUCUUCCAGUUCUUUUAGCAGCAUUUACAGUCAUAUAUACACACAUAUGUGUAUUUCUGAGGGAAAAUAACAAAUUUUCCCGAGAAACAAACACAAAAAAAAAAAACCAAAAACCCAUCCUAUCAAGCCCACCUUCUUCGAUCUCUUCCCAUUUCCAGCCGUCUGAGAAAGAUAGAUAAACGCCAAUAUAAAAGCAAAUGGUUAUAAACUACUGGCAUAAUGGUCGUUGAAUCGAAUGAAGCUUCGAUUUUGAUUUGCGAGGCAUGGUUAGAGAGGUGAAUUCAAUCUUUUAGCUUCAAAGAUUUACACAAUAUGUAACUUUCGCUUCAAGGAUAGAGUCGGCUGAUUUUAGGGUUUAACACAUGAAUUUGAAUUUGCACAGCAUUGGAUCUUUGGACCUGAGCUGUUGAUUUUGAUUGCAUUGAAAUCUGACGGUGAUGUCGUCGUUGGCGAGAGAGUUUGAUCCACUGUUGAAGGAUCUGAGUGAGAAGAAGCAGAGCUUUCGCCGGAACGUUGUGUCGCUGGCGGAGGAGCUCAAGGAGGUUCGGAGCCGCCUCACUUCAAAGGAACAGUCAUUUGCUCUUGAAACCCUAACAAGACAGGAGGCGGAGACGAAGGCAAAGAGCAUGGAAGAGGAGAUGAGUAGACUGCAGAAGAGCUUAGAGGAGAGUAAUGAUCAGCUUAAAGUAUCUGCAUCUAGUGCUGAAAAGUAUCUGAUGGAGUUAGAUGGUCUUAAAUCACAACUUUCAGUAACCAAAGCAACUGCAGAUGCAAGUUCUGCAUCAGCUCAAUUUGCUGAACUUCAAUGUUUGGAACUUAUGAAGCAGAUGGAUGAAAAAAAUAGUUCAUUAAAAGAGCAUGAGCUUCGCGUAACUAGGAUGGGAGAGCAAUUAGAUCUUCUGCAGAAGGAUCUCCAAGCGAGGGAAUCUUCCCAGAAGAAACAAAAAGAGGAAGUUUUAAGAAUUGAGCAUGAUAUUAUGCAAGCUCUGGUCAAAGCUGGGGGAAGCAAAGAUUGUGAGCUGAGGAAAAUAUUAGAUGAGGUUUCACCAAAGAAUUUUGAGAAGAUAAACAAGCUUUUGAUUGUUAAGGAUGAAGAAAUAGGCAAAUUGAGAGAUGAAAUCAGGAUAAUGUCUGCUCACUGGAAGUUCAAAACUAAGGAAUUGGAGUCGCAAUUAGAGAAACAUCGGAGAGCUGAUCAGGAUUUAAAAAAGAGGGUUCUAAAAUUGGAAUUCUGUCUUCAGGAGUCACGUUCUCAAACACGAAAGCUGCAAAGGAUGGGAGAGCGGCGGGACAAAGCUUUGAAAGAACUCAGAGAUCAGUUAACAACAAAGCAACUGAGUGGAGAUGUGGGUAAUGAAAAACAAAAUUUCUGGGAAAGCUCUGGUUUCAAGAUGGUGGUUUCCAUGUCCAUGUUGAUCUUGGUAUUGUUUUCAAAGCGGUAGAAUAAUUGUGUUCUUUAAGUAAUUAUUGUAUAAAGAGAGCACUGGGAAUCUUAGCCAAAAGGAGACUGAUGUAGAUGCUGUUUAUCUGUAGAAAUGUUCAUUCUAGAGGUUCUCUCU
Molecule: messenger RNA, 1610 nt
Organism: Cornus florida
Lineage: Eukaryota; Viridiplantae; Streptophyta; Magnoliopsida; Cornales; Cornaceae
Product: nuclear envelope-associated protein 2-like
Exons: 6
Coding region: 489-1493 (334 amino acids)
Source: RefSeq, a predicted model, not a curated record